GUCCUUGCCGUUGCUCCGUCCACCACACGUGCUUCCGCUUAUUAUCCACUCCGCCAGCGAGCGACGACCUCUCUCUGCUCUCUCCCGAGAAAAUAUCCAUGGCUUCUUGCUCGCAGCUCGCGAGUUCCACGACCACCGUAUCCGCCCAAGGCCGAGCGCAGCGCCAGCAGCGUGGCCUCCUCCUUCCUCCUCUCCUGCCCAUCAGGUCGCCGUCCUCCCGCUCGCCCCUCAAGCUCGUCGCCGCCCCGCUGUCCCGCCGCGCAGACCGGGCGACGUCCGUCGCCGCCGGGGCCUCGCCGGAAAACGAGCGGGGCGUCGUGCCGUCGGAUGGGGACGACGACGGAGUCUCUCUGGGUACCAUGAAGUUGCCCCCCGACACCGAUAUCCCGAGGUUCGAGACCCUGCUUUUCCAGUGGGCGAACAGUCUCUGCCAAGGCGCAAAUUUGCCCCUCCCGAUGCCACUUAAGGUCGAUAAAAUUCCUGGAGGAGCAAGGCUAGGGUUCAUCACAAUUGGAGACGGGCAAACUGAGGUCCUUGUGUACAUAGAUUGCCUGGUUUCCCCACCGGCUGAUGGUUCAGCCCCGAUCUUCCAAGCUAUAAGGAAUGGACAGUUGAAGGAUCAAGCACCUCCUGGCGAGCCGAGGAUCAUGAGAAGUCUCCUUGCAGCCCUCAAGAAGUCGGUUGAAAUCGCCAGAUUAUGAACACUUCUAGUAUGAUUUUCAUCUGCAGGGUCAGAAGUUUGAGAUGCUUGAAUCAGCACGAGAAUGUAAUUGCAUCAUCAUCUGCAAUUUAUGCCUAUUCAUCCAUAUUUUCAGGGAUAUGCUGAAUAUAGCCAACUUAUAUGAGAAAUAUUAAUAUAUUCAUGUAGUUGGAGCUUAAAUUCAUAAAAUGUAAUCUGACUUUGUACAACUAGCAUUUUUUUCUCAGAAAAUCACAGCUAGGGCUUGAACA
Messenger RNA from Eucalyptus grandis, 951 nucleotides. RefSeq lists its product as uncharacterized. The record is from RefSeq and is a predicted model, not a curated record. The transcript has 3 exons. NCBI's taxonomy places the organism in Eukaryota, Viridiplantae, Streptophyta, Magnoliopsida, Myrtales, Myrtaceae. Bases 99 to 701 code for a protein of 200 amino acids. Gene Ontology annotation, cellular component: chloroplast stroma; chloroplast thylakoid membrane.